AUGUUCUUCACAUCCGUCGGCUUCGCUUUCAGCUUGCUUCUCACCCUCGUGCAGGGCCAACUUCUCACAGGAGGCAUAGGCUCCGCCGAGGGCUGCGCCGUGACGCUGGACUCAGAGCCCGGCUUGCUGCACCUGCUUCAGGCGGCUGUCGCUCGUGGAUCACCUGCCUCUAGGGCAAAGGCCAUUGGCCCUGUGUCCCUCGUGUCGACACAGAGAUCAGAAGCAAGCUCUGGCCUAGUGGCCAUUAUGGAGAAAGCCAGUGCCGGGCAGUGGAGUUUGUACAAGGAGGUGGUCCAAGACAACAUUGCUGGCGGUGCAUGGCAGGCCCUGAUCUUCACCACCAUCUUUCUAGCAUCGGUCUUUGGAUUGUACUGGAUGGCAUGCAUCCCCAGCGAGGACAAGCAUGACGGAAGAGAUCACAGAAUGCUGGCGGGAAGGCAGCAUGGAAAUGCUGGACAACUGCUCUCAGGCAGACAGAUGUAUCCUGCGAUGUCUCAGCGCCCAACCCUUGAAGCCGGCUCCGUGCGCUCGCUGAACCCGCUGAAUCCACCUUCGUCAAUGAGAUUGAGUUUGACCGCGCGUAAGUCCACAGGCGACAACUGGUACCCGGAGCUGCCUACUAUCUACCCGCCUCUUGUGAUUCCAGCCGCACAUACACGGCUGGCAGUGCCGGUCUCGCCGCUGUUUCACGACCAGUUCGAGGUGGAUGUACUUGGAUUGUCAGGCGUACCGUUGCUCACGGCUGCGCUCACGCAGGAAAAUGGCUUGCGGAAGGUGCAGAUCUCUCUACACAGCGCAGGCACGCUUUUGGCAAUUGUGACCUCUGCCAAAGAAGUCUUUGGCAGCGACGGAACUCACUUCGGAACGUUAGUCCAGGAGGGAGACCGUCCCGAGUGCCUUCAGCAUACUCUUCGUGACCGGGCUGGGCGACCACUCCUGGCUGUCAGCACUCGUCAGGACCGCAGAGACUACAAGAUGACUUCGAUUUCCGGUGGACGUGUCCUCGAAAGGGCCACUGCGGUCCGACGGCCAGCAGGCAAACUGCCAGCUGAACACUACGAGGUUGUUGCAAACCCGAACGUCGACGCAGUGCUGGUGCUGGCCUGCUUCCUCGCCGUCGUAGUGUUCAAGUCUUCGCAGAGCUCACCGGUUGCAAGAUCUGGUGGACGACUCAGCAGAUCAGCAGAGAGCACUGGAGCCCUCCGACUGUGUAGCGUGACAAUGCUGGAAUUUGAGCGGAGUGACGAGCACUUGGCUUCACAGCGCAUGCCUCUUUACCAGCAGAUCCAGAGAGCUCUAUUGCUGACUUCCUCGUAA
This is a messenger RNA of Symbiodinium sp. CCMP2592, 1317 nucleotides long. The record is from the annotation of a GenBank genome assembly. Lineage: Eukaryota; Dinophyceae; Suessiales; Symbiodiniaceae.